Eleginops maclovinus (Patagonian blennie) is the source of this 3960-nucleotide messenger RNA. RefSeq names its product interferon regulatory factor 2 binding protein 1 (gene irf2bp1). Gene Ontology annotation, cellular component: nucleus. Gene Ontology annotation, biological process: regulation of transcription by RNA polymerase II. The record is from RefSeq and is a predicted model, not a curated record. The transcript is spliced from 3 exons. Lineage: Eukaryota; Metazoa; Chordata; Actinopteri; Perciformes; Eleginopidae. Gene Ontology annotation, molecular function: transcription corepressor activity. Bases 279 to 1568 code for a protein of 429 amino acids.
GCUUCAGCGCCCGUCGGGGAAGCAGUUGACAGCAGCAGACAAGAGCAGGCCGAAGUGGGUAAACAAAACAAACAUAUGAAAAAAAGAGCAAAGACAACCGAACACUUUGAUGUAAUUUUAUAUGCUUAGGAUGUUUAAUAUUGUUUUUAAGCUGCUCGAAUUCCGUUAAAGAAGAAAUUCGUUAGCAGAGGGAGGGCGUGCACCUGCCAGAGCUAAAUAGGUUAACCUAGCUAACGUGUGCUAGCAGCCUCUCAGGUUAGCAGACUAGCCUUCCAGCCAUGUCGUCCCCCUCCUCCUCCCGGCGCCAGUGGUGCUACCUGUGCGACCUGCCGAAGAUGCCGUGGACUGUGGUGUGGGACUUCAGCGAGGUGGUUUGCCGUGGCUGCGUGAACUACGAAGGAGCUAAUCAGAUAGAGUUCCUCAUAGCGAGUGCCCGACAGCUGAAACGGACCCACGGGAUGCAGGACGGUAACGUCAGGUCACCUGGUCCCUCGCCUAAUAAACACAGCACAUCUGGCAGAGGAGAUGCGGAUGGAGGCAGGCCCCUGCACAUGGACCGCUUCGAAAGGGGAGGAAGAGGAGAAGUCACCGUGUCAGCUAUUCGUGUCCCCCCCAACGGGCUGCACCGUGACGGCCAGCAACAACAAGAAGUACACCGUCAGAGCCCCAGCGGGAGCAGAAGACCCAUGCUAGGCGCUACCAUCAAUCCUAACCUCGUAACUCAAAGUAUCGCAGGGAUUCCCCAUGGGCUACUUGCGGGCAUGACGGCUGGUCUGACCGCCAGGACAGCCCCAAUGAGCAACCCCAUGAUCUUCCCAGCGCCGGUGCUGGCCGAGAUGAGCCGCAGACAGCUGGGGAUCGGGAUGGGGAUAGCCCCUUUCAUCACUCCGGAGCUGGAGCGAGAGCUCAGUUCAUCCCAGAACCAGUCCAAGAAUCAGACGCAGAUCCACAGUGCUGGUGCUGGCAGCAGCUCCAGCAAGAGUUCAGGCCUCCCUUCUUCUUCCUCGACCCCAGCUGGAAGUGUGAGCCAGACCAGCCCCAAGCCUGCCUCAUCUCCAGCCAGGCAGCCACGCCCCCUAACCUCCAGGUCUGGAGUGGAACCCCUUGGUUCCAGCUCCUCAGCAGAGGCAGCCACCACGGCUGCAGCAUUACCCCACAGUGGUGCCUCUGAGCUGGGAUCAGCAUCUGCCAGCAACAGCCAUUCAACAGGAAACACGCUGUCGUGCACCCUGUGUCAUGAGAGGCUGGAAGACACACACUUUGUACAGUGUCCAUCAGUGCCCGGGCAUAGGUUCUGCUUCCCCUGCACCAGAGUGUACAUCCAGAGCCGGCGGGGAGAUGGGGAGGUGUACUGUCCUAGCGGCGAGCGCUGUCCGUUGGACACAUCUCCCAACAGCCCCCCUUGGGCGUUCAUGCAGGGAGAGGUCUCCACCAUCCUGGGCUCUGGAGGAGCAGGAGCUGCAUCAGCUGCUGCACCUGGAGCCGGGAACGGGCCAGGAGCUGGAGGCGGGCCCGGGAGCGGAGCUGCCAGCGGAGAUGUCACUGUCAAAAAAGAAAGGGAGACGUGAUGGUGAUUUCCAUGGAAACCAAGCCAGGACCUAACACAGCAACAGUCACAGCAUACCACAAAGAGGUGUCUGCAAUGGAGCUCUGAGAGAUCCAGAAGAGACGCAGCACAGCUCACAUAGCUGACAUUCACAGGUCUCAACUCCAACUUACCCCACCCAAUUCUAUCAACUCUUCUAUCAAUUAUCAGACCUGAAAUUGCCUUUAUGAUGUAGUGGUGGAAUCAGAUAUCAGGGCCAAUCAGCAGUGGCUACUUUUUGUCGAGUUACUUGUGGUUGUGCCAGUUGAAACAACUGAUCACGCCCACUUUAGCACUGCCAGCUAGCUACUGUUAGCAGCUGGAAAUCAAUGGGCUGAAGCAACACAUAGUUUUCAACAGGAGUUUCUUAGAAUCAACAAACCCUACAACUACAACUGUAAUAACUCUAAAAAUGGCUGUAAUGACAUUCAACAUAUUCUCACUACAAGUUGAAUAAGCACCUUAAGAAAUAACCAGUGCCAACAGGACUACUGAACUCUAUAUAUCUAGCUAGUCACCAGUGUAUUAAUAUAUCAUUAUCAUUGAUUUUAUCUGCUAACGCUAGCUAGCUUAGCAGCUCAAGGUAGCUUGUUAGCAGACCACAUAUAGCGAUGUUUUUAGUUUCAAAUGACCCUUCUUAAAUUCACAGAGAGUAGCCAUGGUCCACAGUUUUUUGCAAAAAUACACUCAAUAUUAGCACAAGAAAGCACAAAAGCUUGUUCUGACAAAUCCUACACAAAUGCAGUACUAAAACAGCACCCAAGGUUGUUCUAUUAAUUUCUUUUUGAUAAUCAGAUGUUUGCCGGCAGCAUGCAGUGGAAACAAGUUAAAACCAGCCACGCCACUUUCUCAGCCAGCGCUCGAUCUAAACUAAAAAAAUUAGCAUCUAUGAAUGCACGUGAACAACUGACAUAAAAUUGACAAUGCUAAUGAAAUUGUACCUCAAAUUUUAAAAACAGAUGUAUUAUGUUUUAUGACUGAAUCUGUGUCCUGCCAUACAACCUUUUUUUUCUAAAAAAAUGUAAAAGAAAUCUCCUCUAAAACGAUAUGAGAUGUGGACAGAAUGCCAGUAAUGACAUUUCUCUUUUUGUUUAUUUUGUUUUUUAUGUCGGCAUUAAAUAAAGCUGACUGACUCAGAGAAAGGAGAGUGUGUAGACCAGCCACAGAGUGUGUAACUGUAUUUAAAUGUUGCUUUCAUAAAAGGUCCAGCCCAGCCUACGCUUUACCCCGAAUGUAUAUGAAAGCUAUCUAUUGAUAGGCGUAGGACUAUGUUUUAUACUAGAAUGUUCAUUGUUAGUAUAUCCUGUAUAGAUCUAUAUUAGUAUGUGCAAUCCUUAGUCCUAGUAUAUGCAAAAGUUUGUAAUUAAAAAUGAUUGUUUAUCAUUUCUUAACCCUUUAGAUUUUUAAAAGUUAGAAUCCACCUAAAAGCAGAAUUGUUGGUGUUCAACCCAACAAUGCACACAAGACUUGCUGUCACAUGACUACUAUUUAAAGAUAUAUGCUCAUGGUUUAACUCGGCACAUGGUGACAUUAAUCUUAUCUUAAUUAGAAUAAAUCACCGUCUUCAGAAGUGUGCUUUCCACUCAUAUCCUUAGAACCAUUCGUGUGUGAUCAUACAUACUGUAAAUCUAAUCUAGCCUUUUUUUGACAGAGUAUGAACUAAUAUUGGAUUUUUCAUGAAUUGAACAAUCCAAUAUUAGUCACAUUUUUCCCAAAUUUGCUUUUUGGGGAAUUCUUUCUUUAUGCUCUAUAUGUACUCGACAGUACAGAAGCACAGACAAACCAAAGGUAACUGUACGCCCAAAUUGAUGUUUCUGGAUGUAAAUGUGUUGUGGAAAUCUAUAUAUAUUGCUAUAUUUCUUGGCCAGGUCUUAACCGGUUUUCCUUCAUCAAGCCGUUACAGUUUACAGGCCCACGUGGUCGACUGUACUAAUGGGAUUUCAUAGUAAAAGUCUACGGUAUGCAGCAAAUACUUAAAGGCCUUUUUAUAUUGAUCAGAGUAUCCCACAGAUCAGGUCGGUUGUAGAAAAAAAUGUCUUUGAAGAAUUUCAGUUGAAUAUGCACUGAUACGUCAUGCAAUCCCUUGUUAAGUGCCUUUUUAAAAUGUUUACCGUCUGUUUGUGUGUCUGGGAACCUCAGGGGAAGUGCAGUGGCUUUUUUUAUUGUCUGAUCAAUGAUUAACCUGUGUCCCUUCAGUUGCCAUCAGACGGCUCUGCUUUGAUCCGGAGCCUUUGUAAAGGGGCCAGCCAUUCAUUGUCCUGAUACGGUCUCUCCUCAUAUCUCUUCCUUUCAUUACGUGUCAUCUUUAGAUCUGUUGGCUUUAUUGCAGCUUCAUGUACAAAAUAGAAACCAGGAAUAAACGGGACGGAAACUUG